Columba livia (rock pigeon) is the source of this 1631-nucleotide messenger RNA. RefSeq names its product exoribonuclease 1 (gene ERI1). Gene Ontology annotation, biological process: exonucleolytic trimming to generate mature 3'-end of 5.8S rRNA from tricistronic rRNA transcript (SSU-rRNA, 5.8S rRNA, LSU-rRNA). The record is from RefSeq and is a predicted model, not a curated record. The transcript has 7 exons. Gene Ontology annotation, cellular component: cytoplasm; nucleolus. Gene Ontology annotation, molecular function: 3'-5'-RNA exonuclease activity; nucleic acid binding. Bases 643 to 1458 code for a protein of 271 amino acids. NCBI's taxonomy places the organism in Eukaryota, Metazoa, Chordata, Aves, Columbiformes, Columbidae.
GGCCGCCCCGCGGCGCGCCUGUGGCGGCGGUGCCGCCUCCCGCUUUCCUCAGGCCUCGGCCCGGCCAGGCCCGAGCGCUCCGUGUCUCCCGCGGCCAGGCCCGGGGGCUGCGGUACCGAGGGGCCGCCUGCGCUGCCGCGGGACCUUCCGCCUGCGUCCGAGGCCCAGGGGGAGCCGGGGGCUGUGGCGGAGGCGGCGGGGCUGGGGCAGGCCGGCCCCACUGUGUGCAAGGGCUGCGAAUAACCGCCCGGAGCCAAAGUGCCUUUAGUGUUUCUUCUUAAUUUAUUGCUUUGUUUAUUUUACAGAGCACUAGAUAUCUGUCCGUGUGUCUAUCAGUUAGUGUAGAUUCUGCUUAAAUAAGGUAUCGAGAGAAAUCUUGUAGUGCUGGUCACUCUGUUGCAAGCUCAUACCAGAGAAGUAACUUUUUGCUGUAGGAACUGGGAGACGCGUUCAGGUUCUGUCUCCUCAAGCUACCCUUUGGCAUGACUUCAGACGUGUUUGUUAGUAUACCUUUAUUCUGGCAGGCAGCAUUGUAGGAUCAGUGAUCAAGAACCUAAUGAGAAAAACUCAACCGCCAGUUCAAAUGACUUCAGUGAUCCAGUUUACAAAGAAAUUGCUUUAGCUAAUGGUUACAUCAACAGAAUGACCAGAGAUGAGCUCAGAAGUAAACUUGCAGAGUUCAAGCUUGAAACCAGGGGAGUGAAAGACGUGCUGAGAAAGAGACUGAAAAACUAUUGCAAGAAACAGAAGCUGAUGCAGAAGGAACCCAUUAAUGGAGAGAGCUACUAUGACUACAUCUGUGUUGUUGACUUUGAAGCAACAUGUGAAGAAGGAAACCCACCUGAAUUUGUACAUGAAAUAAUUGAGUUUCCUGUUGUCUUACUAAACACACGUACCCUAGAAAUAGAGGAUACCUUUCAGCAAUACGUGAAGCCAGAAAUUAAUCCAAAACUUUCAAACUUCUGCAUCAAUCUGACAGGAAUCACCCAGGAAGUUGUUGAUAAAGCUGAUACAUUUCCUCAAGUUCUGCAGAACGUCAUAGAGUGGAUGAGACAGUGGGAACUGGGAACAAAGUAUACCUAUUCCAUGUUGACAGAUGGGUCUUGGGAUAUGAGUAAAUUUUUGAACAUCCAGUGCCGUAUUAGCCGUAUCAAAUACCCUUCUUUUGCCAAAAAGUGGAUCAAUAUUCGCAAAUCAUACGGGAACUUCUAUAAGGUUCCUAGGAACCAGACGAAGCUGACGAUCAUGCUUGAACAGUUGGGUAUGAAUUAUGACGGGAGACCUCACAGUGGACUUGAUGACUCUAAAAACAUAGCACGGAUAGCUAUACGGAUGCUGCAGGAUGGCUGCGAGCUGCGGGUGAACGAGCAAAUGCAUGCUGGACAGCUGAUGACAGUCUCCUCCGCAGCCCCCUUAGAGGGAGCCCCUGCUCCACAGAUGCCCCGCUACAGAAACUAGUAGUUCAGGGUUGUUCUGCCUUAGGAACUCUUCUCAGAUAUCUGCUAAAGACUGUUAAGAGCUUAUUAAACAGCCACAUCAGCCAACCUGUCUGCAGUGCAGAAUCCAUAAGCACCUUAACUAAUCGUCUCUGUUGAAAUAAAGAGGAGUGUGGAAGCUCUUUGCCCUUUGAA